Emericellopsis atlantica is the source of this 939-nucleotide messenger RNA. RefSeq names its product carbon-nitrogen hydrolase. Lineage: Eukaryota; Fungi; Ascomycota; Sordariomycetes; Hypocreales; Bionectriaceae. The record is from RefSeq and is a predicted model, not a curated record. Gene Ontology annotation, biological process: L-glutamine metabolic process; oxaloacetate metabolic process. Bases 1 to 939 code for a protein of 312 amino acids. Gene Ontology annotation, cellular component: mitochondrion. The transcript is spliced from 2 exons. Gene Ontology annotation, molecular function: omega-amidase activity.
AUGUCGUCAACAUCACAAGUCCCGAGCCCUGUGCUCAAGAAGCCCUUGACUAUGGCCCUGAUCCAGCUGGCGUCGGGGUCAGACAAGUCGAAGAACUUGGCGCACGCCGCGGGGAAGGUCAAGGAAGCAGCUGGCACAGGCGCAAAGCUCGUUGUUCUCCCCGAAUGUUUCAAUUCACCAUAUGGCACCAACUACUUUCCCGAGUAUGCUGAGACGCUUCUGCCCUCCGGUGAUGGUGAAGCUUCUGCGCCUUCGUACGAUGCUCUCAGCGCCAUGGCGCGCGACAACCAGGUCUACCUCGUAGGCGGAUCGAUUCCCGAAUACAACCCCGGGACGAAGAAAUACCACAACACAUCCCUCGUCUUCUCGCCCGAGGGCCGUUUACUCGCCACACACAGAAAAGUCCACCUUUUCGACAUUGACAUUCCUGGGAAGAUCACCUUUAGGGAGUCAGAUGUCCUGACGGCAGGGAACCAGUUGACACUGGUUGAUCUGCCCGAGUACGGCAAGAUCGCGGUCGCAAUCUGCUACGACGUGCGCUUCCCUGAGCUGGCGACCAUUGCGGCCAGGAAGGGUGCCUUUGCCCUGAUAUACCCCGGCGCCUUCAACUUGACGACGGGCCCGUUGCAUUGGCAACUGCUGGCGCAGGCGAGGGCGGUGGACAACCAGAUCUACGUGGCCAUGUGCAGCCCCGCGAGGGACAUGAGCGCGAGCUAUCACGCAUACGGGCACAGUCUGGUGGUGGACCCCAUGGCCAAGGUCGUCAGCGAGGCAGCCGAAGGCGAGGAGAUUAUUACAAGCGAGCUGAGCUCGGACAAGCUGGAGGAGACGAGGCGGAACAUCCCACUCAACACACAGAGGCGCUGGGAUGUGUAUCCUGAUGUAAGCAAGGGCAAGGUCCAAUUCGACGACCCGGACCUACCAAAACCUAAGGAGUAG